GGAAGUCUGUCGUCCGUCAGUUCUGUGUUUACGCGCGGCGGACGAGCAGCCGUCUUUCUCGUGGCCCGGGCCUCCACCGUCACCAUGUCGGGCUCCAGCAGCGCCCUCAUGAAGCAGCCCCCGAUCCAGUCCACGGCGGGGGCCGUGCCCGUCCGCAACGAGAAGGGGGAGAUUUCCAUGGAGAAGGUGAAGGUGAAGCGGUACGUCUCGGGGAAGCGCCCCGACUAUGCGCCCAUGGAGUCCUCCGACGAGGAAGACGAGGAAUUCCAGUUCAUUAAGAAGGCCAAGGAGCAGGAGCUGGAGCCCGAGGAGCAGGAGGAGGAGCUGGCCAGCGACCCCAGGCUUCGCCGCCUGCAGAACCGGGUCAGCGAGGAUGUGGAAGAGAGGCUGGCAAGGCACCGCAAGAUUGUGGAGCCAGAAGUGGUGGGGGAGAGCGAUUCUGAAGUGGAAGGCGAAGCUUGGCACGUGGAGCGUGAGGACACCAGUGAGGAAGAGGAGGAAGAGGUAGACGAUGAGGAAAUUGAACGUCGACGUAAUAUGAUGCGCCAACGUGCUCAGGAACGCAAGAAUGAGGAGAUGGAAGUGAUGGAACUGGAAGACGAAGGCCGUUCUGGGGAGGAGUCUGAAACUGAGUCUGAAUAUGAGGAGUAUACAGAUAGUGAAGAUGAAACUGAACCACGUCUCAAACCUGUCUUCAUUCGCAAAAAGGACCGAAUCACAGUCCAGGAGCGAGAAGCAGAGGCACUGAAACAGAAGGAACUGGAACAAGAGGCCAAACGUAUGGCUGAAGAGAGGCGCAAGUACACUCUGAAGAUUGUAGAAGAAGAAGCCAAGAAGGAAUUGGAGGAGAACAGGCGAUCUUUGGCAGCCCUUGAUGCUUUGGAUACGGAUGAUGAGAAUGAUGAAGAAGAGUAUGAAGCUUGGAAAGUGCGAGAAUUGAAGCGAAUCAAGCGAGAUCGUGAGGAACGUGAGGCGUUGGAGAAGGAGAAAGCAGAGAUUGAACGGGUACGGAAUUUGACCGAGGAAGAACGCCGGGCCGAGCUCCGAGCCAAUGGCAAGGUCAUCACCAAUAAGGCUGUGAAGGGCAAAUACAAGUUCCUGCAGAAAUAUUAUCACCGCGGUGCCUUCUUCAUGGAUGAAGAUGAGGAUGUGUACAAGAGGGACUUCAGUGCACCAACUCUAGAGGAUCACUUCAACAAGACAAUCUUACCUAAAGUCAUGCAAGUGAAGAACUUUGGGCGUUCUGGACGGACUAAAUACACCCACCUGGUGGACCAGGACACAACUUCCUUCGACUCUGCUUGGGGGCAGGAGAGUGCCCAGAAUACAAAGUUCUUCAAGCAGAAGGCAGCUGGCGUGCGGGAUGUCUUUGAGAGACCUUCUGCUAAGAAGCGGAAAGUGACUUGAAUGGAUAAGGAUCAUCCAGAUCCCUCUUUUAGCUCUGGCUCAACUACUUUGUUACUUGGGACCACAAAAUAUUUUCAUUGGCUUGAAUCGAUUAAGCUGGUGCUGGUUCAGUGUAAUGGACUCUCCUUUAGAUCUUUUGCAGUCCCAUUUCUAAUUUUGACUGACUGUAAAGAAAACUUUUCUUUAUAGGAAUACUGCUUAUAUAGCAGGGGAGGGGGACGGACGACAAACUAUUCAUCUGAAUUUAAGAGUGAAAAGUGCCCUUAUCCUAGUUGUUUGCUGAUCUGAUCCUGUCAUACAAAAAUACUUUUAACUAAAUCUGUAUUGCUCCAUACGCAUUAAAGAUAGAUGUGCCAUAGAAAAAGGCUGGAAAGCAGCUUUCAUGAAACAUGCUAAGCCAUUAUUUGUUUCUAUAAUUUACUAAAUGAACCAUAUGAACAUCAUGCAAACAGUGCUUGUGUGAAGCCAGUUUGUCUUUAACAGGGAAAAAGCCCACUCCUUGUUCUGCUCUUAUUGAUAGAACAGUGGCAACAUUAGAGGAUUGUUUGCAAAUAAAAUAACAUUAGAGCUGAUACAAUGUAACUUAUACAAAUUCACUUUCCAGAUAACAUUGGAUUGUUUCAUUUUUAUUUUGGAAUCUGUUAGACUCCAGUGCCAGGGUUGAUUUUUUUUAGCUGCAGUUUGGGAAACAGGCAGUGGUCUGGCCCCACUGAAUUUGGUAAAUCACCACUAAAAAGGGUACAAGUAAUGAUAAAAGUUGGGAAUAAAGUUUAUUUUUCCUAUCUCCAGAUGUUCCUCUUUACCUUGAAAAGAUCAGUCACAAGAAUCUGAUAGCCUUUUUCUGAUUUUCUUUAAUGCAUUUCUUCAAUUAAAAAUUGCAUAUGUAGAAAA
Molecule: messenger RNA, 2298 nt
Organism: Thamnophis sirtalis
Lineage: Eukaryota; Metazoa; Chordata; Lepidosauria; Squamata; Natricidae
Gene: MFAP1
Product: microfibril associated protein 1
Source: RefSeq, a predicted model, not a curated record